This is a messenger RNA of Exophiala aquamarina CBS 119918, 615 nucleotides long. RefSeq lists its product as uncharacterized. The transcript is spliced from 3 exons. The record is from RefSeq and is a predicted model, not a curated record. Lineage: Eukaryota; Fungi; Ascomycota; Eurotiomycetes; Chaetothyriales; Herpotrichiellaceae. Bases 1 to 615 code for a protein of 204 amino acids.
AUGCCCGAACAGGGUCUCAGAAGCAAGGUUUUAGGCAUCGGAGAGGCCACCGUUUUUCAAUUCGCCAAACACGGAGCAGCCUCCUUGGCGAUCAGCGAUAUAAACUUGUCGUCGCUGGAGAAAGUUGGGCAACGGCUCAGGGACGAGCACCCACAGGUUGAGGUGGAGGUACUCUACAUCGAUACGAGUAAUGAGCAGUCCAUCAUCGAUGCUCAUGAAGCUACCAUCCAGCGAUUUGGCCGGAUCGACUAUGCGGUCAAUAACGCUGGAGUGGCAGGCCCAUUCCUGCCGUCGAUGGACACCUCUCGAGAACAAUUCAUGUUUGGGAUAGACAUCAACAUGGUUGGAGUGUGGCUUUGCCAGCGAGAACAAAUUAAACACAUGCUGAAGCAAGAAGGACUCACCCCGGGGCAUGUUAUCAUUUCGGCUGCUUCGCUGGUCAGAUUGGCCUGCCGGGGCACGAUCGUCAAUAUGUCAUCGAUCUAUGGCCACAAGUGUGCGAGAUCGAACAUAACAUACGGUACUGCAAAGCAUGCGGUGCUGGGAAUCACUCGAAAUGACGCGGUCAGCUAUGGCAAGGAGGGGAUACGCAUCAAUGCCGUCUGUCCAGGGUGA